This is a messenger RNA of Momordica charantia (bitter melon), 970 nucleotides long. RefSeq lists its product as uncharacterized. The record is from RefSeq and is a predicted model, not a curated record. NCBI's taxonomy places the organism in Eukaryota, Viridiplantae, Streptophyta, Magnoliopsida, Cucurbitales, Cucurbitaceae.
UUUUGAUUUGUUUUCAGAGAACAGAGGCGAAUUCGAGAUCAUGGGCUGCACUCUUUUCUCUGCUUCUCGAUUUUUCUCUUGCCCAAUUAAAGAAGUGGAUGGUUCUUUGAGGAACUCAAGAAGCUCAUUUUAUGGUGGCGAUAUACUGUAUGAUAAAAGUCCUCUGAGAAGAAACAUAAAAGGCAGCGGCGGUGGCUUCUCUGUGGUUGCCUCAGUGAUUGGAAGGAGGGUCAAGGGCCGAGAGACCGUGAUUCCUGAUCCAGAUUACAGAAUUCCAGUAGUCCUACUUGGUGCGGCUGGCGGUUUAGCUUAUACUGAUAAUCUUCUGUCAGCUGUACCUGUUGGUCUCCUUGGACUCCUGCUACUAGUCCAGGCUACGCGAGUAAGAUUUGUCUUCGAUGACGAGGCAUUGGAGGUAAAAAUAGGAGAUCAGCUUGAGGACUCUGGCGAAAAUGCCUUUGUGGGUGGAAAGAAUCGUUGGAAAUAUUCAACUUUUGUGAAUUGGGAGUUAUGGUGGCCAAAUUUCCCCAUUCUGGUGUACUUUAAAGAGACUCAAACAAAGCCAGAAGGCCAAGUGCACUUCUUCCCAGUGAUAUUUAAUGGGAAGCAACUGUACGAUGUCAUGGUGGAAAGAGCUGGUCCUUCAAAAACUAGUGGACCAAAAACGUCAUGAAGAACAAACCUUUUUCCCGUCAAUCUUGUUCAGGGAAUGGAUGGACGAGUCCCCCGACGGAUUGAAGUCCUAGCCAACAUGCUUCUCUAUGCACUAUAUAAAUACAACUUGAGAUCCGAUUCUGAGGCUGAUUUUUGUCCUUGCCCUGAAAUGUGCUUGAUAUACAUUAACCAUAUAAGCAAAUGGAUCUUACCCAUACAUUAGUAAGAGAUACAUUUAUACUACUUGAUGCUGAAUAUUCAUUUGUAAUUGCAACAAAUUUAAUACAAGGAAAUAUUAAUGUUGGUAUGGUGCUAA